GGAACCCUCAUUUGCAGCCAGUGAAGAAGAUUCAAUCGUCCCGUGAGCGUGCGUGCGUAUGUUUUGGGGUUGAGCCAAGCAGAGAGUGAGUUUUUCGGUGCUGGGGGCAACAUCAGUGUGGCCAGUGUUCCUCCGUUUGCCGCUGCGUGCGUGGAGAUAUGUUUGUUCGAGCGUAAUUGUGCCGCAAAGCAAGUGUGUGCAAGGAGGCCCCCGAGCUGGUAGGCCCGUUCGUCCGCGCGCGCUUGUGUGAGUGAGUGAGUGUGUGUGUGUGCGCACUCCUCCCCCGGUGUGAGUGUGUGCAGUGUGGGUUUCCCCCCUUGAUUUCGUUGUUGUUGUUGGAGCAGCGCACUGUUCCGUUGGAAGGUGUGCUGUACUUUAGUGUGAGUGGUUGUGUAUGUGUGUGUGUGCGCCUAGAAACGCGUAUGUGUCCCACCCCAGUUGUGUUGACGUAGCGGUGAUUUUCCCAUUGCCAGAGCACACCGCCUCCCACUUCCUGCAACGCGCUGCACUUUUUUUCGGCAACCAUUUUGCUGUGUGAAGUGGAGAAACAGGAAAAACAAAAAAACACGGAAAAACACCCCAAAAAAAAGCACCGUUUCAACACCUUGCGAGAAGGAGAGGGAGAGCGACGAUCGGAACGACUAACCACCAUCGACAGGCGAAGCAGAGGGGGAAAAAGCUGGAAUUGAACAUCGGCAAACAAACUACUAAGCAUCAUCGCACAACAAACAGAGCAGCUCCUCCGCCGUUAUCUCGCUGGAAUAUGGUGCACUGAGAGGAACACACCACAUCAGGAGCAAGGGAGACGACGUGGACCCGCGGAAGAGAAAGUGGAAGCGUACGGUGUGUGGCAGCGCCACAGGCCAUCAAACACACACAGACAGAGAGCGACCAGCAGAGCCGUGUGUGUGUCUGGAGGUAGUUUCUACAACACCUCCUCCCACACACACACACACACAAAGACCACUACCCGUUUUGUAGCAUCCCUCUGCUUCUGGGCAACCUUAUCGGAUAAGAAACAAAGUUCAAAGCCCGCCUCAACAUGGGGAAGCUGCUGUCGAAAAUUUUCGGCAACAAGGAAAUGCGAAUCCUGAUGCUGGGACUGGAUGCUGCCGGCAAAACAACUAUACUGUAUAAGCUAAAGUUAGGUCAAUCGGUAACCACAAUUCCAACGGUCGGCUUCAACGUCGAAACCGUAACGUACAAGAACGUCAAAUUCAACGUGUGGGACGUUGGUGGGCAGGACAAAAUCCGACCCUUAUGGAGGCACUACUAUACAGGUACUCAAGGAUUAAUUUUCGUGGUGGACUGUGCGGACCGCGACCGGAUAGAUGAAGCGCGGCAGGAGCUGCACCGGAUAAUAAAUGAUCGCGAGAUGCGGGAUGCGAUCAUACUGAUAUUUGCAAACAAGCAAGACCUGCCAGAAGCAAUGAAACCUCACGAAAUUCAGGAAAAGCUUGGCCUGACGCGAAUACGCGACCGGAACUGGUACGUGCAGCCCUCCUGUGCCACCACCGGCGACGGUCUGUACGAGGGACUAACGUGGCUAACGUCCAACCACAAAUUAUGAGAAUAAUUGUAAGCAUCGCAACGGGACUGGCACACUACACCCAUUCGGACCUGCUGCUGCUGCUGCUGCUGAGCGCCCUGUGGUGGUUGUUGCGAAGCCGUCUUAGCAGCAAGAACAUCCCACAAAAUAGACACACACACACC
Molecule: messenger RNA, 1713 nt
Organism: Anopheles arabiensis
Lineage: Eukaryota; Metazoa; Arthropoda; Insecta; Diptera; Culicidae
Gene: Arf51F
Product: ADP-ribosylation factor 6
Exons: 6
Coding region: 1043-1570 (175 amino acids)
Biological process (GO): vesicle-mediated transport; intracellular protein transport
Cellular component (GO): cytoplasm
Molecular function (GO): GTP binding; GTPase activity
Source: RefSeq, a predicted model, not a curated record